AUGGACACGGCGCUUAGCGAGGCCUUGCGGCGGGGCAAUCCAGUGGUGUUUUUCGACGUCUCUAUUGGGGGUGCACCCGUCGGCCGCCUACGUCUAGAGCUGUUCAAGAAGGACUGCCCGCGCACGGUCGAGAACUUCAGACAAUUUUGCACCGGUGAAUACAAGAAAUCAGAGCUGCCAGUGGGCUACAAGGGCUCCACGUUUCACCGUGUUAUCAAAGAGUUUAUGGUACAAGGUGGAGAUUUUUUGAAAGGCGACGGUACCGGUCGAAUCAGCAUUUAUGGCGACAAAUUUGAAGAUGAGAACUUUAUUCACAAGCAUACGGAGGCAGGAUUGUUAUCAAUGGCGAAUAGCGGGCCAGGGUCAAAUGGCUGCCAGUUUUUCCUCACGUGCGCGCCAUGCGACUGGCUAGACGGAAAGCACGUGGUCUUUGGCAAGGUACUAGACUCGACAUCGAUGUUACUGCUGCGUAAGAUGGAGAGUGUGCCUGUGGAGCACACUAGUAAGCCUAAAUUAGCUAUUACUGUCACCGAAUGUGGAGAGCUUUAG
Peronospora farinosa is the source of this 549-nucleotide messenger RNA. The record is from the annotation of a GenBank genome assembly. NCBI's taxonomy places the organism in Eukaryota, Oomycota, Peronosporomycetes, Peronosporales, Peronosporaceae.